Messenger RNA from Pistacia vera, 459 nucleotides. RefSeq names its product probable RNA 3'-terminal phosphate cyclase-like protein. Gene Ontology annotation, molecular function: RNA endonuclease activity. Gene Ontology annotation, biological process: endonucleolytic cleavage of tricistronic rRNA transcript (SSU-rRNA, 5.8S rRNA, LSU-rRNA). The transcript is spliced from 4 exons. The record is from RefSeq and is a predicted model, not a curated record. Bases 1 to 459 code for a protein of 152 amino acids. NCBI's taxonomy places the organism in Eukaryota, Viridiplantae, Streptophyta, Magnoliopsida, Sapindales, Anacardiaceae. Gene Ontology annotation, cellular component: nucleolus.
AUGAAACUUGAAUCAAUGUGUGUGGAUAUAUGUCUCUUGCUGUUGAAGCGCUUUGGAGUCCCUUAUGAAGGAUUGGGGCUGAAAAUAGAGAGUCGUGGAUCUCCACCUCAUGGUGGGGGAGAAGUUAUUCUGACUAUUCCAGUUAUUGAUAAGUUAACGGCAGUUAAUUGGCUUGAUGAAGGAAUGGUAAAAAGGAUUAGAUGGGUCACCUACUCAACCAGAGUGUCUUCUCAGUUUGAAAGUACCAUGAUUCAUGCUGCUCGUGGAAUCUUCAAUCGUCUGCUUCCAGAUGUUCACAUAUUUACUGAUCAUAAAGCUGGUCCUCAAGCUGGAAAGUAUGAGGAGCGAUUUGAUGGCAGGUCACCUGGUUAUGGAAUUUCACUGGUUGCAGAAACUACUUCUGGUAGCUUCAUUUCUGCUGAUACUACAGUACCUUAUGCACAAGGAGAAGCAGGUUAA